This is a messenger RNA of Aspergillus mulundensis, 1539 nucleotides long. Its product is annotated as putative NAD+ kinase. Gene Ontology annotation, molecular function: NAD+ kinase activity. The record is from RefSeq and is a predicted model, not a curated record. The transcript is spliced from 4 exons. Bases 1 to 1539 code for a protein of 512 amino acids. Gene Ontology annotation, biological process: NADP+ biosynthetic process; NAD+ metabolic process. NCBI's taxonomy places the organism in Eukaryota, Fungi, Ascomycota, Eurotiomycetes, Eurotiales, Aspergillaceae.
AUGGACAGGCGGCCUUCACGAGAUUCUGGCCCCGAACCGAAGGAGAAGGAGAACGAGUCUCCCAAGCAAUUCGAGGUCUCAUUCCCCGCCCGAACGUGCAGCCACCGCCGCAAAGCCUCCCUCGUCAUGGCCGACGAGCCCCGAAUCGACCACACCGACGAAGCAACCGCGUGCUUCGUGCACUCCCUCAUCGCCGGCGAGGGCCCCAUGCCCGCGAAGAUCGCGAACUUCCGGAUCUCAAAAGACAAGUCGAAGCUCGAGGCGGAUAUACUAGAUAAAUCAGCGGACGCGGGCGCAGGCGCCCACGACGUCGCGAUCGCGGAGGAAGAUGAAGACGAAGAACCAGAACCAGACGGACAGGCCCUCCCGCGCGGGAAAUCGCCGGCGACGGAAGCCGUCGAGUCGCGGCACCUGACGAAGAAGCAGCUCUCCGACAUGGCAUGGAACGUGCGCAACCUCUCCAAGAAACUCGACUCCAUCCGGCUGAAGCUCAACGUGAAGUCCGUCUUCCUGGUCACAAAGGCAGGCGAUCUGUCGGUCGUCGACGCAACGCGGCAGGUCGCGCGGUGGCUGCUCUCCAAAGACCGCGGCACCGAGUACGCCGUGUACAUCGAGAACAGGCUGCGCGUGGAUCCGGAAUUCGACUACGGGGGACUGUUGGACGAAGAUGCCUCCAUCGAACCGCGCCUCAAGUUCUGGGAUACAAAGCUGGCCACUGAACAAGCGCACCUCUUUGACCUUGUCAUUGCGCUGGGUGGCGACGGAACGGUCCUAUAUACGUCCUGGCUCUUCCAGCAUAUCGUCCCGCCUGUCCUAUCCUUCAGCCUCGGGUCUCUCGGGUUCCUCACGAAAUUCGAUUUCAACGACUACCAGAAUAUCCUUUCGUCUGCGAUCCAGGACGGCGUCCUGGUUAGCCUACGACUACGCUUCGAGUGCACGAUCAUGCGGAGUAACCCGCGCUCCAAGGAGACGCCGGCCUCCAAGAAGGCGCGCGAUCUAGUGGACGAGCUGAUCGGCGAUGAGAGCGAGGGGUCGUUAAGUCAUCGUCCCGACGGCGUCAUGCAUAUCCUCAACGAUAUCGUCGUCGAUCGCGGGCCGAACCCAACAAUGUCCUCAAUCGAGCUCUUCGGCGGCGACGAACACUUCACAACCCUACAAGCCGACGGCGUCUGCAUCUCCACGCCCACCGGCUCAACAGCCUACAACAUGGCCGCCGGCGGCUCCCUAACGCACCCCGACAACCCCGUGAUCCUGAUAACCGCCAUCUGCGCACACACGCUCUCCUUCCGACCGAUCAUACUCCCGGACACGGUGGUUCUCCGCGUGGGCGUGCCGUACGACGCACGGACAAGCUCGUGGGCGAGCUUCGAUGGGCGCCAGCGCGUUGAGCUGCUGCCCGGCGACUACGUGACUGUUUCGGCGUCGCGGUAUCCGUUUGCGAAUGUGUUGCCGCAGCGCGGGAGGGGCGAUGAUUGGAUGCGCAGUUUGAGUAAGACGUUGAAUUGGAAUACGAGGCAGAGGCAGAAGGCUAUGGGGUGA